Suncus etruscus (white-toothed pygmy shrew) is the source of this 1242-nucleotide messenger RNA. It is a transcript of the gene FAM187A, whose product is annotated as family with sequence similarity 187 member A. The record is from RefSeq and is a predicted model, not a curated record. The transcript has a single exon. Bases 1 to 1242 code for a protein of 413 amino acids. NCBI's taxonomy places the organism in Eukaryota, Metazoa, Chordata, Mammalia, Eulipotyphla, Soricidae.
AUGAACCAUGCCUCCACCACAGUGUUCCUGUGGGUAUUGGGGAGUCUCCAGGCCUUUGAGCUCGUGGGGAAGGAAAACAUUUUUCAGAACACCCCUUGCCCAGCCUUCCUGAUGUUUGACAAUGCCGCCUACCUGGCCGACAUGAGCUUUGAGCUUCCCUGCCAUUGCAAGCCCGAGGAGGUAAAAGCCGUGGUCUGGUAUUAUCAAGAGCACCUUGGGAAUCGCCAAACCAGGGUGCUGUCGGACUUUGGCGGGCGUGUGCUGACCGAGGCGGCCCAUGUGCGUGCUGGCAGUGACAUGCUGGUGCGUUUUAGCAUCCGAAUGUUCAGCCUUCUGGUUUUCAGGGCCCAGCCGGAGGAUUCGGGCCUGUAUUUCUGCGGCACCCGCAAGGGGGACUACUUCUACGCCUAUGAUGUGGACAUCCAGAGCAGCCAGGGGAUGGUGGCCACCUUCCAGGACCAUGGCCAGCUGCCCUCUGCAGACCUCCACUACGGGACCCUCCACAUCUUUACCACCUUCUGGGAGUGGACGCCAUGUGACCGCUGUGGGGUACGUGGGGAGCAGUGGCGCAUUGGCCUCUGCUAUCUUCAGAGCCCAGGCCUCUCUCCCCGCUACCAGCAGACGCUGCCCGGCACAGUGUCCUGCGGUUCCCAGGCUGUUCCCAGGCAGCUGCGGGUCAAGGCCCAGGCCCGCAAGCCCGAACUACUGGUGCGGAGCUGCAUAAUGCCCUGCGAGAAGAGAAGCGUCCGGAAGGGCCUGAUGGCCAUUGUCAGUUACGUGGCCAGAGCGGGCAGUCGGCCCUGGCUGCCCACGGUGCCCAUUCAGUUUCACCAGCAGAGGCUGGGCCAUGGACUCAUCAUCUCCUGUCCUGGGGCACGGCCGGAGCACGCGGUGGCCUGGGACAAGGACCACCAGUAUCUCUACCGCACACAGUACCUGACGGGUGUCAACAGGACCAUGCGGGUAUUCAUUGACCACGGCAACCAUCUGCACAUCCGCUUCACCCAGCUGUCCGACCGGGGUAUCUACUACUGCUGGCGGCAGGGGGUCCGCGUGGCUGGGUUCCGACUAGGGGUGAUCACUGGGGGGCGCCAGCCAUUCUCUUUCUCAGAUCCUGAGACACGCUCGGCCAUAACACUGGCCCUUUUGGGCCACCUGCUCCUCACUAUUAUCUUUGUCACCAUCCACCUCUGUCGCUGCUGCUGUUACCUGCUCCGCUGCUGUCCCGACCACUCCCCCUAG